Messenger RNA from Urocitellus parryii (Arctic ground squirrel), 2786 nucleotides. It is a transcript of the gene Itih3, whose product is annotated as inter-alpha-trypsin inhibitor heavy chain 3. NCBI's taxonomy places the organism in Eukaryota, Metazoa, Chordata, Mammalia, Rodentia, Sciuridae. Gene Ontology annotation, biological process: hyaluronan metabolic process. Gene Ontology annotation, molecular function: serine-type endopeptidase inhibitor activity. The record is from RefSeq and is a predicted model, not a curated record.
CCUGCCUGCUCAGCAAUGGCAUCUACCUGGUGGCCCUGCCUUGUCCUGGCUCUGCUCUUCAGCGAGGCAGCCUCUGGCUUCUCAAGAAGUCCCCUCCGGCUGCUGGGGAAACGGAGCCUCCCAGGAGGGGCUGCAGAUGGCAUCGAGGUCUACAGCACCAAGAUCAGCUGCAAGGUGACCUCCCGCUUUGCUCACAAUGUCGUCACCACGAAAGCAGUCAACAAUGCAGACAAGGCCAAGGAAAUUUCCUUUGAUGUGGAGCUGCCCAAGACGGCCUUCAUCACCAACUUCACCUUGACCAUUGAUGGUGUCACCUACCCUGGGAACGUCAAGGAGAAGGAGGUUGCUAAGAAACAGUAUGAAAAGGCCGUGUCCCAGGGCAAGACAGCUGGCUUGGUCAAGGCCUCCGGGAGGAAGCUGGAGAAAUUCACAGUCUCAGUCAAUGUGGCUGCAGGCAGCAAUGUCACCUUUGAGCUGACCUACGAGGAGCUGCUGAAGAGGCACCAGGGCAAAUACGAGAUGUUCCUUAAGGUCCAGCCCAAGCAGCUGAUCAAGCACUUUGAGAUCGAGGCACACAUCUUCGAGCCCCAGGGCAUCAGCACACUGGAUGCUGAGGCCUCAUUCAUCACCAAUGACCUCCUGGGCAGCGCCCUGACCAAGUCCUUCUCAGGAAAAAAGGGUCAUGUGUCCUUCAAGCCCAGCUUAGACCAACAGCGCUCAUGCCCAACCUGUUCGGAUUCCCUCCUCAACGGGGACUUCACCAUCACCUACGAUGUGAACAGAGAGUCUCCGGCCAAUGUGCAGGUUGUCAAUGGCUACUUUGUGCAUUUCUUUGCACCUCAAGGUCUCCCAGUGGUGCCUAAGAAUGUGGUCUUUGUGAUUGACGUCAGCGGCUCCAUGGCGGGUCGGAAAAUACAACAGACAAGGGAUGCCCUUCUCAAAAUCUUGGAUGAUGUGAAGGAGACUGACCACCUGAAUUUCAUCCUGUUCAGUGGAGGUGUGACCACGUGGAAAGACCAAUUAGUCCAAGCCACUCCAGAGAACCUCCAAGAGGCCAGGACCUUCGUAAAAAACAUUAGAGAUGAUGGAAUGACCAACCUCAACGAUGGGCUGCUGAGAGGCAUCCAUAUGCUGAACAAGGCCCGGGAGGAAAACCUAGUCCCUGAGAGGAGCACCUCCAUCGUCAUCAUGUUGACAGACGGGGAUGCCAAUGCUGGUGAGAGCAAUCCUGAAAGGAUCCAGGAGAACGUGCGCAAUGCCAUCAAGGGCAAGUUCCCCCUGUAUAACCUGGGCUUUGGCAACAAUCUGAAUUUUAAUUUCCUGGAGACCAUGGGCCUGGAGAACCACGGGUUUGCCCGACGCAUUUAUGAAGACUCUGAUGCUGACCUGCAGUUGCAGGGCUUCUACGAUGAGGUGGCUAACCCGCUGCUGACAGACGUAGAGAUGGAGUACCCCCAGAAUGCAAUCCUGGACCUCACCCAGAACAGCUAUCAGCACUUCUAUGAUGGCUCUGAGAUAGUGGUGGCCGGGCGCUUGGCSGACGAGAACAUAAACAGCUUCAAGGCAGAUGUGAAGGGCCAAGGGGCUUUCAACGACCUGACCUUCACAGAGGAGGUGGAUGUGAAGGAGAUGGAGGAGGCCCUGAAGGAACAAGACUAUAUUUUUGGGAACUACCUUGAGCGGCUCUGGGCCUACCUCACCAUUGAGCAGCUACUGGAGAAAAGAAAGAACGCCCAAGGGGAGGAGAAGGAGAACCUCACAGCCCAGGCCCUGGACCUAUCCCUCAAGUAUCACUUUGUGACUCCACUGACCUCCAUGGUGGUGACCAAGCCUGAGGACAAUGAGGACCAGACAGCCAUCGCUGACAAGCCCGGGGAAGAAGCCAUAUCUGCGAUCCCCUCCAGGGCGUACUUCAUUGGCUCCCAGCCUCCUCAAAACCCCUACUACUAUGUCGAUGGAGACCCUCACUUCAUCAUCCAAGUCCCAGAAAAGAAUGACGCCCUCUGCUUCAACAUUGAUGAAGACCCGGGCACGGUGCUGCGCCUCAUCCAGGACCCAGUCACAGGCCUCACUGUUAAUGGGCAGAUCAUUGGCGACAAGAGAGACAGCACAGCCACCAACAACAGAAAGACUUUCUUUGGGAAACUGGGCAUUACCAACACUCAGAUGGACUUCCGGAUGGAGGUGACGACAGAGAAGAUCACUCUGUGGAAUGGGGAUGAGCCAAGCACUUUCAGCUGGCUAGACACAGCCACCGUCACACAGGAUGGGAUAUCCGUGACAAUCAACAGGAAGAAGAACAUGGUGAUCUCCUUUGGUGACGGGGUCACAUUUGUGGUUGUCCUGCACCAGGUGUGGAAGAAAUUUCCAGGUCACUACGACUUUCUAGGCUUCUACGUGGUGGACAGUCACCGGAUGUCAGCACAGACUCAUGGGCUACUAGGACAAUUCUUCCACCCCUUUGACUUUAAAGUGUCUGACAUCCACCCAGGCUCCGAUCCCACAAAGCCAGAUGCCACAAUGGUGGUGAAGAACCAUCGGUUGACUGUCACAAGGGGCUCCCAGAAAGACUACAGAAAGGACGCCAGUGUUGGCAUGAAGGUCGCAUGCUGGUUUGUCCACAACAAUGGGGAAGGGCUGAUUGAUGGCAUCCACACUGACUAUAUCGUCCCCAACCUGUUCUGAGGAAACAUGGCAACGCUUAUCGAGAUUUUUCUUUGGUAUAAAGGUGUAGAAUGGGUCCUGUAGAAGGGCCUGGAACAAUAAAAUGCAACAUGGAAAUCAUA